CCGUUCCGGGAGCAGGGCACGCCGAGUUAUUCCGUAAUAUUUAUUUUCCACCACUACUCGAGCAACGCGGUCUCUGGCAAGUCGAGUGUGAGUCACUACCUGGCCGAGCGCGGUGCUGGGCGCGCGCGUAUUUAUUCCUCGUCGUUUUCAUUCCUCAAUGAAACAUAUUCGCAUUGAAUCUGUAUAAUUGAAAUCAAACAAACGAAAAUAAACGACAUAGGAUCGGUGGAACGAAAUCGGGUGAAAUUUUGGGUGUGUUCGUAAUGAGUUCAUCAAUUUUCUAUUCAACUGAAAGGUUUGUCGAAGUGCGUGCGUGUUCGGUACUCUCCGAUAAUGGAAUAUUUGUGUUUUGACGAGGGAGAUAGCGACGGCGAAUUCAAGAGGAUUAAAAACAAUCGUCGUCGUCGACGACGCCGACGAUCGUGCUAGUGAAAACAGAACGAAAGUACAAUAAAUACAAUAAAUAAAUUUAAAGGAGAGAAGAUACGUCGCGAAUGGUGAACGAGGCGACAGCAACGUUGUACCGCAAAAUAUAUAUUUUUAUUGAUCGAACCGAUCGAAUCUCAGAGUCUCUGUUUCGAUCGUACUGAUACAUAAUACAGCGCCAACUCCGAAUAAUAAAUAUUGCAAGUCUAUCCGACACAUAUAUCAACAUAUAAAAAAGGUCUAUACACAUAUAUAUGCGUGAAUAUAAUCGAAGGAGCACGGAGCUCGUAACGAGAGCGCGGCGGCGAACGAGCCCCAUUGCAAGAGGUUCGAUGCGGACUCAGUUGGCGUCAGGCUUUACCCGAGUUCGUAAACUACCCGUGACUUCCGCUCUCCUUAUUUCCCCUAUUCCGUAUUUUUCUUCAUCCUCUAUUUUUUUCCUCAAGUCCUUAGCUCCGAUUCGUAGCGAGUAGAGCGCGAAACCGUGACCAUUGCACGAGAGAGUACAAACUCCUUAAUAAAUUUUAACGAAACAAAUACUCGGCGAGUCUCGCGAAGCGUUUUUUAUUUCACGCUCGUGUGUAUAUAGACACGAUAAAAAAAAAAAAAAAAAAAAAAAAAAAAGAAGAAGAACCGUGUGCGCGGGUGGAUGAAGAAAAAAGAUAUAGGAAUGGUUGAUCGAUUGUCGAGUCGAGGACGACGAGGUGAGGACGCAGACGAACUUCGUUACCGCAAGUUCACUCUUUCACGGCUCUCGGCAGCCGUCAACCCAAGAACUCGACGGAGGGGAAGUCAGCUGUACGAUCCAAGAUUCGCACGUGGCUCAGUCGCCCGCUAGUGUCAAGUGUUUUUUAUCCGUUCCGUUCCUCGACACGAGAGGUCGCGAUGCGUCACCUUCAAUUACUCUAAAUCAUUGUGUGACCCUCGCGUCUGUAUCCAUAUAUAUAUGUACAUAAUCUCGCUUUCCGAUAAGCCUUCAUCGCUGCGUGAUAAUUCACCAAUACGCACAAAUUUAAUCGACCAUCGAAUCACCGCUGCGAUCCCAUAAAAUACUUAUCAGAAUACUUCGAGGGACCCUACUCCACUUUUUUCUUCUCCUUUCCAAGUGUCCGAGUGUGUUUUCUUCGGGAACCCGUGUGCGCAAAUUUUUACUGCUUAAAAAGUGCGAGGGAGACUAAAGGAACGAGGCGAAGCGUCGUCUCGUUCUGACGCACGAAUCAAGUACGUAGACAAGCCACCUGUUUCGCGUGACGCGCCGUCCCAGUCGUACAUACAUUUUUUAUUUCUUUCGCUCUCCCUCUCGUCAUCGCUGUAUCGGCUCCCGACGACUUGUAUUUUUCGAUGCUACACAAUACCAGAUUUGCGGUAUGAACGAUCAAGCAUCAUCGAACAUAAAUUGAGAUUCGCGAGAAUGCUACCGAGAAAAGAUAACAACGUUGAGCCCUACGCUCUCGAAGACAUGAUCUCCGAUCUCCAAGCCCGAAGAAAUUCUCUCGACCACGAUGAUGCCGCUGCCGACCCUCUCGAACAACUGAAACAACGCGAGCGCGAUCUCGUACUCGCUGCCGAACUCGGCAAAGCUCUUCUCGAAAGGAAUCAGGAACUCACCAGACAGAGUGAAAUUCUCACUGAGGAAUACGCUUCGAAAGUUGAGAGUCUCGAGCAAGAAAGGCAUUUGCUGAGGCGGAGGUUGGAAGAGGCGAGAGGCGAGAGCGAGGCCAGAGCAUUGGAACUCCAAAGCGACGUCGAGAGCCUAAGGUCACAACUAGAGGAGCAAGGUGAUCGUGCGAGAAGAGCCGAAAGGGAUCAGGCCACUCUCGUUGCCGAACUGACCGCUCAAAAUACUCGACUCGCCGAUCAACUCAGAGAAGCUGCCAAACAGGAAGAACAAUUGUUGAUCGAGCUCAGAGUUCUCAGAGAAAAAUGUAACCUCAGAAGUACAACCCUGCAAGAUCAUGUCAGCAGCCUCGAAAUUCUCAGAGACGAGGUUCAACUCGUUUCCGCUCAGAGGACAGAACUGGAGAGGAGAUCACUCGAAUUACGAGAAGAACGAGCCCGGGCAGUCGCUGCUCUCGAGGAGGCUGAGGAGAGAGCCGUAGCUCUUGAAAGACUGAGUCACGAGGCUGAUCACCGUGCAAGGGUCGCCGAACAAGAAAGAGAUGAACUGGCGGCGCAACUGGCUGCGAUUGAAGCUGAAAGAAGAGCAAGAUCAGGUUCGAUACAAAAGCCACCGAGAUCACUACUCGCGGAAAUGGAAUGCGAAGUGAGCGGAAGCUCCCUCGGGGAUGCGGAGCAGGACCCAAGAACGGAAAUGGCAAGGGCGUGCAAGCGUCUCCGAGAACUUUUAUCCCAUUUGAGACGAGGGGAGGAUGACUCGGGUCUCCAGAGUGAUUGUGACGAGUCCAUGCUUCUUAUUGGUAACGCAGGAGAGAGCGCCGAACAGGGAAACUGUCCACCUGGAACGCUAUCAGACCUCGUCGAAGAGGUAUUCAGCCUGGCGCUAUCGGGGCGAGGUGCCCCGAGCGAAUUGGGAUUGGCUGUGGAGCUUCAUCGUGUAACGGAAGAGUUAGACAGUACGAAUCAGCAGUUAAAACAAGUGCAAGAAGAGUUGAAACGUCGUGGGGAGGCAUUGCUCGACACGACGAGUAAAUUGAGCGUUUGCGAGGCGGAACUUCGUGGAGUGAGAGAAGAACGAGAUAGGGCGAGAGGAGACAUCGAAGAUUCGGAAUUGACGAAGGACGAAGUGCGGGCUCAAGCCUACGCAGUACGCGAUCAAGCAGUGGCAAGGAAAAACCGUGCUGAAGUUGAACUGGCGAGAACGAGGAUCGAUGUUUUACAAGCUAACAGUCAGUUGAUGGAAGCGAUACAACAAAAGAUCGAACUUAGCCAACAGCUUGAACAGUGGCAAAUGGACAUGCAAGCUCUACUCGAUGAACACGUGAGAAGCAAAUUAACACCCGCGGCUAACGUUCCUUUAAGCAAUAAUGAAAACGGCGACGUCACUGCCCCAGCAAGAAAAAAAAGGAGCACCGGCUCGACCAAAAAAAGAUUCGGCCUCUUUUGAUUAAAUUCAAUAACUCAUCACCGAGUGAUAUUUAAAACGUUCGUACUCAAAAACUAUGCUUAUAAUAUAGCAAAAAAUCAAGCGACGAACUUUCACAUUUGUGACUCUCUAGUUGCGUCUUAUUUACCCCGUGUACAGACAUUUUCUAGGUUUGAAUAUGCUACUUUUUAUAUUUCGAACAAUCGACUAGUAAUCGUAGAACUCGUUCUCAACGCUAUACUGGAAUCUCGCAGAGGAAAUGAUCCGAGAAAUUACGACGUUUCGUUGCUCAUCAUUUUCUUACUCACGAGAAGCAUCAUUCUGUACAUACUUUAUACCGUUAUUUGUUACGUGUGUACUUAAUUCAAGGGAGAACUCGUUUUUUUUCAUCCCAAAAUCAAUUUUUUCGAAUUCUUCAUCCACUGACAAUGAGUUAAUGUAUGCAAUUCUUUUUUGCCCAUAAUCUUUUCCAACCAAUCAAUGAAUUUAACGGUGCAAUCAAAAAUGUUGCUGGAUAACGGUUUUUCUUCGAUUCAUCUGAAAAAAGAAUUUCCCAAUGUUCGUUCCCGUUUUUAUACAUUAUUUAAUUGUGUAUAUUAUUAUAUAAAAAACUUCCAACUAUUAACACUAUUCAAAAUAUCGAUUUUUUUGAAUAAGAAGAAAAGCGAUUCUCCCUUAAUCGUAAAAGUAAUAAGGGGAGUAGAGUUUUACAGAAAAAAAAAGGAAUUAUUCAUGUUAAUAAUUGUUGUGUACGACUGUUACUAGAAAUACGAUAAAGUGUGAUUCAAGCGAAGUAUUUACAGUCGCAUGAACACUCAUGAACAUCAAACGCCGCCGUCCCCGUUAUUUCCGUCCGACUCUAAUUCAUAUUUUUUUCUUUUCGAGUGAGUGUGAAAAGAGUCAGUAUAAAUUUAUAAAUAUGUUGGUACUCUUUGUACAUAGAAUAGAAGUAUGUUUAUGAGAAAAAAGUUUAUGAGGCAUUCCACAUGGAAGUUUAAUUUUCAUCUCCGAUCAUUGUUGCGGUACUACGCGAUUUUUUUACACUUGUGAAUUAGCAAAGGACCCAAAAUUUCGUUAUUUCAUUUACUUUAUAUUCGACUUUCAUUCGUUUCUUUUGUUAAUUAUUUUUUGUCAAUCCCAUGAAUCUGAAAAUGUUUAAUUAUAAUCUGUCAGUUUUCAUCCCUAGCCAGAAACAGAUUAACAAACCAUUUGAAAUAAUUGUGCGAGAAAACAGGCCACUGAGCUCGUCUUAAUAAUUUCGUGUUGCUGAUUCAAUGGAAAUUUGCUCGUUCGUUUUGGAUAAAACAAGAAUUAUUGACUAUUAAAUAUUUUCGUGUGAAAUGCCUCGUAUACGGACAUAUUGUGUUUGUGUAAAUUUAUAUUUAAAAUCGAUCAUGGGUUUUGAAAUGCGUGAGAAAAAUCAUCUACAUCGCUCUUCUACGUACGGAUGAUUGUGCAACGAAAUCGAUGUAGUAUAUGCGUGAGUUUGUGUGUCGUGUUAUAUAAUGUCGGCGAACGACUCGUUUCAUAAUUAUUUUCAAAUUUAUAUCGAUUUUCUUUCAUUCCUUCGCUCUCGCAGUCGAUUAUCUUUAUAAAGAUCAUUCGAUAAAAUACACGAAGUGAAGAGAAGUAAAAACAAUAUCGCGAAACAAAAAGUGAAAAGUUCACCGAAAUGGCGGUGGACAUUCGCUCAGAGGGUAUUUACAAUAGUUGAAUAGUGUGUAAAAAAAUGCGACGCUAGCUUGACAAGCAUAUAUUGUUACAUGCAAGUAUCGUAACAGAUGACUCGUCGAGCUGCGUUGCGAUCUCGACUCAGCACUGUGACACACAUAUAUUUAUUUAAUAAAAAAAAACGCGGAAUUUCCGUUUUGCAAAGUCA
Molecule: messenger RNA, 5348 nt
Organism: Venturia canescens
Lineage: Eukaryota; Metazoa; Arthropoda; Insecta; Hymenoptera; Ichneumonidae
Product: bicaudal D-related protein homolog
Exons: 5
Coding region: 1838-3490 (550 amino acids)
Source: RefSeq, a predicted model, not a curated record